AUGGUUAAAUUUACUCGUUUACCUACCCUUUUAUCCUUGUCCGUGUUGGCUGCAAUCUUCUUGGCUUCUUCAGUUGAAUCUGCAGAUGACGGCACAACACAAUGCAAAUCAUCAGUUAAAACUACCAAUUAUUCUACUUCUUCAACAAAAAGAUACAUUGUUGUCUUAAAAACCGCAGAAGUUGGCAUCAACGCUGUUAAAAAACAUGACGUAUGGUUAAAGAAUUGCUGGAAUAUAAAAACAGACUCGAUUGAUAAAUACUCCACCAAAAGUAAAGCAAAAGAUACAGUCCUUAAAUUCUCUUUGGAUUCUGUUCAAGGCUACUCUGGCAACUUCGCACCUGAAUUCGUCAAAAAGGAACUUAGUAAUCGUGACGAUGUCGAAACUGUCGAAGAAGAUUCUGUUGUAACCACAAGUUAUGUUAUUCCUUCAAACAACCUUUUCAAAAGAACAGUAGUAAAAACCAACCUCCCAAAUUUGGAUCGUAUUGAUCAAUCUAAAUUCCCAGGAGAUGGAUCCUUCACUUUCCCCGAUACUGCUGGUCAAGGUGUAAACGCUUUCAUUGUAGAUACUGGUAUUGAUAUCAAACAUGUUGAAUUCGAAAAACGUGCUAAAAUAGGUGGUAAAUUCUGUGAUGGUAGAGGUUGUGAUACCGAUAAUGAUGAUAAUGGUCACGGCAGUCAUGUUUCUGGUAUAGUCGGUGGAAAAACCGUUGGUGUCGCUAGAAAAGUCUCUCUUAUUGCCGUUAAAGUACUUGAUGCCGAUGGUAGCGGUUCAAACACUGGUGUCAUCGCCGGUUUAAAUUUUGUUCUUGAUCAACACAAAAAAAAUAAAAACAAAAAUUCAGUAGUCAACAUGUCAUUAGGAGGUGGUAAAUCCGAUGCUCUUAAUAAGGUUGUUCAAUCAUUAGUUAAAGCUGGUAUUCACGUAGUGGUAGCUGCUGGUAAUGAAUCUCAAGAUGCUUGUAACACAUCACCUGCCUCCACUCUUGAAGCUGUGACCGUUGCAGCUCUUGAAGAUACACAAGAUAAACUUACCGACUUCUCAAAUGUUGGAAAAUGUACAGAUAUCAUUGCUCCAGGACGUAACAUUAAAUCUGUUGGUGCUAACACCAAAAAUAAGUUUGUUGUUUUCUCUGGAACUUCACAAGCAACUCCACAUGUUGUUGGCACUGUUGCUUUAAUCAUUGCUAAAGAUGGUAAUACAACUCCCGCCGCAAUGGCAAAGAAACUUUCCGAUUUAUCAACAAAGAAUGUAGUCGACAAAGCUACUCUUAGAGGAACUCCAAACAAAGUUUUAAAAGUUCCAGCAGCUUAA
Entrophospora candida is the source of this 1317-nucleotide messenger RNA. NCBI's taxonomy places the organism in Eukaryota, Fungi, Glomeromycota, Glomeromycetes, Entrophosporales, Entrophosporaceae. The record is from the annotation of a GenBank genome assembly.